This is a messenger RNA of Drosophila guanche, 9476 nucleotides long. It is a transcript of the gene sns, whose product is annotated as nephrin. NCBI's taxonomy places the organism in Eukaryota, Metazoa, Arthropoda, Insecta, Diptera, Drosophilidae. The transcript has 22 exons. Gene Ontology annotation, molecular function: protein binding. Bases 841 to 5469 code for a protein of 1542 amino acids. The record is from RefSeq and is a predicted model, not a curated record.
AAUUUAGUUCGGUUUUAGCUCUGAUUCCGUGUGGACCUCAUAAAAAGCUCGCCCUCGACCGUCUCGAGCGUUUCCGUAUUGUAUCGGGUGGCCGUUUCUUCGAUUUGCGCGUCGCAUGGAGCCUACACUUACACACACACACACGCAGAUCCGAAUACGCACACACGCACACACACGCAGUGAAGCAGCGACAGCGUCAACAACGCCAAAUUAUCGAGUCUGCGCCAAAAGUGAUGGCAAUUGCGAAUCUUAAAGAGGUUCCCGCUUAUCCCUAAAUAUCUGCACCCAAAAAUAAAAAAAAGUGUUGCACCAACUGGCCGCUGUGCCCCGCCCCCGCCCCCCCCUCGUCACAGCACAGGAAGAGGCAGUUGCCAUUUUUCGGUUACGGGUUCGGUGCCCCCCAUCGAAGUCGUCGUCGUGGUUGUGGUCGUGGUCGUCGUCGUCGGUCAUGUCACAUGUCCUGGUGGCACCCGCUGCUGCCUUGUGCGUCUGACGCCGCCGCCGCACCGGCAGUUGGAAUAAUGCGGCGUUAGGGCCCCAGAGAGAGAGAGAGACUUUCGCGAGUGUCGAGUCGGCUGAGAAUUGAAAUUGGAAAUUGUUGUGGCCAAAAGAAGGGGCACGUGAGUUGCCGGUGGCAAAAGUGUAGAAGAAACCAAAAUAAAUGUGUGCCAUUAAUUGCUGGGAGGCAAACAAGAGGCAGUCGCAGUGGCAGUGGCAGUGUUCUAGCUUUCAGUUCUGAGUGCGGUUUCAUGCAGCAUUAGUGUGGUGUGGCAAGAACUACGACAACAGCCACACAUCCAUAGAAACAACAACACACCCACUAACUAGUGUUUAAAAGAAAUGGCCUGCAACAUGGCUUCGGAUCCGGCAUUAACAAAGGAAGAGGCACAGCAGCAGCAGCAGCAACAACAUACCAAAUGGCAGCAACAUGCAACAAAACGACGACGUUGCCAUCAACAUUGGAUUAAACAUCUGCAAAUACUGGGCAUGGCUGUCAUCGCCCUGUCCCUGACAGGCCUCGCCCCCUGCCACGCCCAGCAGCAAAAGUUCCGCACCACGCCCCACGAUCUGCAAGUACUCGAGGGUGCCGAGGCCAUGAUGCGCUGCGAGGUGACCAAUGUGGCCGGAGCCGUGCAAUGGACAAAGGACGGCUUCGCCCUGGGCUUCUCCGCCGUGAUCCCGGGCUUUCCGCGCUACUCAGUGCUCGGCGACCGGAAGCAGGGUGUCUACAAUCUGCGCAUCUCGAAUGCGUCCAUCAACGACGAUGCGGAGUACCAAUGCCAGGUGGGACCCGCCCGCCUCAACUCUGCAAUCCGAGCAAAUGCCAAACUGACAGUCAUAUCUCCGCCUGCCUCGAUCGAGAUCAAAGGCUACAGCCACAACUCCAAGGUUGAGGUGCGCGAGAAUCAGGACCUGCAGCUCAAGUGCAUUGUGGCGAAUGCAAAGCCGGCGGCUCAAAUAGUCUGGUAUCGCGGCAAUGUGGAAUACAAGCCAGAAAAACGCGAUGACCUGGUGGAGGAAUCGAUACCGAAACGAUGGACAACUACGUCAAGCCUGAAGCUGAAGCCGGGCUCCGAUGAUGACUAUACGGAAUAUACGUGCCAGGCCAAGCACAAGGCCCUCUCACCGGACAUGCCCAUGCGUGCCACCGUGCAACUGUCCGUGUUGUAUCCCCCGGGGCCGCCCUAUAUCGAGGGCUAUUCGCAGGGCGACACGCUGAGGCGUGGCCAGAGCGUGGAGCUAAUGUGCCGCAGUCGCGGUGGCAAUCCGCCUGCACAGCUUAUUUGGUACAAGAACGGAUCCCAGAUACGCAUGGCCUACAGAACCGCUGGACGUUUGUCGGAGAAUAUUUAUGCGUUUACCGCUGAGGCUGGGGACAACAAGGCCCGUUUCCGUUGCGAGGCGAGCAACGUAAUGUCCCAGACGCCGCUCAAGGCGGAAGUGGAUCUAUCUGUCCUGUUUGCACCCACGCACGUCACCGUAAUGGGACCUACAGAGGCGCGCGUCGGCGAUGUUGUGCCACUGACAUGCAACACAGCGCCAUCGAAUCCACCUGCGGAGAUCAAAUGGAUGGUGGGCGGACGGCAGGUGCGCAACACAACCUUCAGCAAGAUUAUCAGUCCCGAAGGCGGUUGGACGAGCACCUCCAACAUCACCGCCAUUGUGGAGCCCCACAAGCGCUCCCUGGUCGUCAUCUGCCACGGCCUCAACAUGCAGCUAACGGAGAAUGUGGUCUCCACGCACACGAUCAAUGUUCUGUAUCCUCCCGCACCGCCAUUAAUUUCCGGCUAUAUAGAGGGACAAAUUAUACCGGCUGGCUCUGUGCAAAAACUCCUUUGCGUUUCAUCAGGCGGCAAUCCGUUGGCGACGCUCACGUGGUACAAAAACGACAAGAGGAUCAAUUCGGUGAUACGAGCGGCAGACAAGUCUGUUUCGGCGGAAAUCACCAUCCUGGCGAAUGUGACGGACAACCAGGCGCAGUAUCGCUGCGAGGCCUCCAACAGCGCCACAGAAAUUCCACUCUUUCAGUCCACGACGCUUAGCGUGCAUUUUGCCCCGGAGACGGUCAAGAUACGCAUUGAACCGGAAGAGCUGCGACCUGGCAUGCAGGCAGCCAUCAUCUGUGACUCCAGCUCCAGCAAUCCGCCAGCGAAGCUCUCCUGGUGGAAGGAUGGCAUCCCCAUUGAAGGCAUUAAUAACACAUCCAAGCCGGGGCUCUGGGGCGGCACAGUAUCCACGCUGGAGUUCAGGGUAAACAUCACACAGGAAAUGAACGGCGUGGUCUACACUUGCCAGAGCGCCAACGAGGCAUUGCAGCGCAGCGUCCACGAGGCCAUCAGCCUGGAUGUCCUGUAUCGGCCCAAGUUCGUGCCACCGCCCUCAUCGACAGCCGUCGGCGUGGAGGGUGAGUCGCUCCAGGUGGCGCUCCAGACGAAGGCCAAUCCGACAACGGUGGAGUACAAGUGGACCAAGGAUGGCAGCACGAUACCGCAGGGCGGCGAGCAUCGCAUCUUUGCGGACGGCGGCAGCCUCAACUUCUCGCGGCUGCAUCGCGACGAUGCGGGGGUCUACUCGUGCAGCGCCAGCAAUACGCAGGGCAAGGCCACGCUGAACAUCACCGUCGUGGUGGAAUAUGGCACCACCAUUAAGGCCGUGUCGGAGAACAUCAUUGUGAAUCCCGGCGAGGACGCGAUGCUCUCGUGCAGCGUGGAGGGGAAACCGCUCACCGAGGAGCAUGUGAAGUGGGAGCGCGUGGGCUAUGACAUGACCGUCAAGACAUCGACGACCUUUGCCAAUGGCACCUCCUAUCUGCACCUCAAGAAUGCCCAGCGCGAGGAUGUGGGCAAUUUCCGUUGUGUGGCCGACAAUCGAGUGGCCAAUCCCACCAAUCGAGAUGUCCUGCUCAUUGUCAAAUUUGCUCCGGAGAUAACCAAGUCACCGACCAUGAUGCGAGCGGCCAGCGGUACGGGGGAGCGGGGCAGGCUGCCAUGCCGUGCCCAGGCAUCUCCGAAGCCGCAAUUCAUCUGGCGGCAGGACAAGAAGGAUCUGCCCAUCAAUCGCACCUACAAGUACGAGGUGGAGGAGCGCAAGAUAGACUCCCUGACCUACGAGUCCGCCCUCAUUGUCGACAAGGUGGCGCCCGCCGACUACGGGGCCUACGAGUGCAUUGCCCGCAACGAGCUGGGCGAGACCAUUGAGACGGUGCGCCUGGAAAUUACCUCACAGCCGGAUCCACCGCUCAGCCUCAACAUACUGAAUGUGACCCACGAUGCCGUCACUGUGGCCUGGACACCUGGCUUCGAUGGUGGCCUAAAGGCCUCCUAUCGUGUGCGCUAUCGAAUCGUCGACCGGGAGCAGUACAAGUACAUUGAUGGGCUGCCGAAUAGCCACAAGCUGACCAUCGCCGGACUACGCAUGGAUACACUCUAUCUCUUCUCGGUGAUGGCAUGGAACGAGCUCGGCCAGAGCGCCUACCUGCCGGACCUGACGCGGGCCCAAACCAAAGAGGCGCCACCGCCCUCACAGCCGGCAUCAUCGCUGGGCGGCGGACCACCAACCACCAGCCAGACCCCAUUGGGCGGCACAUCGGCCAUGCUGCUGGUCGGAGUCGGUGCCGGCAUUGUUGUUGUGCUCCUCAACGUGUUUGUCAUCGGCUGUUGUCUGCACAAACGGAACGAGAAGCGGCUCAAACGUGGACUUGAAUUGAUGCCAGCGGAGUUGAGCGAGGACUCGGCGGCGGGUAACAUACCGAACCUGGUCAUAAUUGGCAUCUCCCUGGCGGCCUUCGGCUUUCUGCUGGUCAAUGCGGCCCUCGUCGCCUGGUUCUUUGUGCAUCAGCGUCGCAAGAAAGUGUCGGAAACUACAAAUCAACCAGGAAAAACGGCAACCAUCGAGAUGUACGCGCCCAGUUCGUAUAAUGACACCGUCACCGGCGAGACGCUGUCCAGCGUUUCGGAGAAGAGCGAAUCCUAUUCGAAUGAGGGCGGCAGCCAGCCGGAAUAUAUUGAUGAAGCACGAAAAAAGGCGGCAUCAACAUAUCUGGUGGAGGGCGCGGAUAUGCCACCACCCAGAUACCAAAAGGAUGGCACACUGCCAGUAUUAUAUCCGAAUAAUAUUGUGAAUGCCUGCACGCUGCCACACCCGAGGCACAACAAUGGUAAUGCCACCGCCAUCCAUAUGAGCCGGGAUGAUCAGAUGCUAAUCAGCAAGGGCAUUUAUAUACCGUCCCCGUCGCCAGCGCCGCCGCCAGAUGGCUCCUACUAUAAUAUGAACAGCGACAGAUAUCUGUCCUAUCCGCCAAUGGAAUACCCAGCAGCCAUGGACUUCAGCGCCGCCCCACCCAUGUCCAUGGCGCAUCUGCAGCCCAUAACAGUGACGUCACAGGCGGCGGCGCUGCUGGCCAGCAAUGGCGGAGCGACGCUCAUGGGUAACGGAACGGCAGGAGGAUCGGGCACGCUGAGACGCGGCAUAUUGCGCGGAAUACCACAGCCGGAUGUCACCCACCACACGACAGCGGUCAGCGGCAGUCCCAUGCAAAUGCUGCACGACCUGCAUCCCGUCAAUCUGAGCGCCACCACCCUCACCACGAGCACCAUGCUCAAUGGCAGCAUGACGACGGCUGCAACCACGAGCACGCUGCCCCGCCAGCCCCACGGCAUCCUUAAGGAUCCCAACCGUAGCAAGCAGCUCCAACAGCAACACCAAAUGCAGCACCAGCAUCAGCAGCUUCUGAAUGCCAGCCUAGUGGGUGUGGGUGUGCCAGUUUCCGCGCCCAUGGGCAGCCUGCAGAUACUCAAUCUGCCAGCACAGGGCAGCGGCAUGGGCAGCAACCUACUGAUGACCACCAGCGCCACCUACGACCCCACGGGAGCGGCCAUGAGCAGUUUCAACGGGGGCGCCGCAGUCUCCGCUGCCUCCGCUGGUGGCAUCCCAGUGGCCUACACAGAUGCGGACGGGCAUCUCGUAUAACUGUAGGCUGAGGCUGGUGUCCCAAUUGCCACCAGCGGCGGCGGCGGCGGCGGCAGCAACAGCAGCAACAACAACACUGAAUCCCGAUACUAGUGCCCCGGAUUGGAGGGGCGCGGGGUGCAGCAGGCAGCAGGCAGCUAUAAAGUUAACCUAUCGUCAACCUACCUAACAUAUACAUAACAAAACAUAUAUAUAUAUAUAUAUAUAUCUAAGCUAUGUAGUCUAGGAGCUUUCUCUUCUGUGGGUUGCAUCCAGUAUCCCAUCCAUCUCCAUUUCUACGUAUAGCCAGGUUGCCGACGGAAGCGGUUGUCCAGCGGACAGGCACUAACGUUCCUCCCAUUACCUUAUUCAAAUCAGCCAACGAAUUAGUUUAUGUAAAUUUUAUCCAGCAUUUUUGUUGGAUCUGUCUGUCUUUUUUCGUUAAUGCCCCAACAGAGCCCCCACCCGCCUGCCACCCACACAAUGGUUGGGUGUUUAUUUAGAUAAGAAAAGCGGCAGCAGGCAGAAUGGGUGGCAUUUGGGGAGUGAGCAUAAUUUCGCAGAGAGUUUUACUAAUUAGCCGGCAGCAGGAAUAACAAAAACGUUCAACAGAGGCGCAAUGGCAGUGGCAGUGGCAGUGGCAGUGGAAGUGGCACCACCAGUAAGUUUCUGAAGGAGGCAAGUGAAAAUAAUUUGAAAUUUUCUUUAGUGGAACGCGAAACGGUCCAAAGCCGUUUGACAGCUCCCUGGGGCGUGCUAGGGGCUCAAGUCGACUGGGCACGUGAUUGCCCUGGACGGCAACCAGCAGCAGCAGCAGCAGCAGCAUCGGCACCGGUACCGGUCGUGGCCAUGGUCGCCAAAAGUUGAAGGUUGACAGCCGCUGGAAGCUGCCCCUCCCGCUUCUAGAAAAUAUUGACAGGCCCCCCACUCAUUGUAGCGCUGAUAAAGCAGGACUCUUGACUAGAAGGACACCCUACAAAUAGGAUUCACAGACUUACAAAACAGGCAGAUGAAUUGAUUAUACAUCAGAAUGCCAAAUUGAUAAUUCUAACAUACAUUUUCUCAAUUUUGAUAUUUCUUUAUUCCCAUUUUAUUGUUGAAAGCAAAUCCAAUUCCUGUUUCUAUGCAAGUGCAAAAAUUGUAGGAGCGCUGGGGGAGCCUUGAAAUUCAUUAUUCAGACUCUUCUGUAAACACAUUCAUGGCAAAAGAUACUUGUAUACCAGAUCCCCCAUGGACGGAAUGUCAGGCACUGCCACGCCCCACAGUCACACAGCAGUUUAUCCUUCAGAAGGCAUUCAUCGAGUACCAGUCGAAGUGGAGUGGAGUGGAGUGGAGCUUUUGCGGCACAUAAACAGUUUUCAUUUGCCACUCGACGCAGUUCAGCGAGCGUGACAUGGGGAAAAUCUUUGGAUGUGGCAAUGGGAAUGGGAUUGGUAGGGAGGGAAACUAGAAUUAGAACUGAGAAUCGGUAUGGGAAUGGGAGGCGCCCAUUAGCUGUGGCAUUGAAGACAAUCUGAGAACUUCUAGAACCCUUGUGGAAGCCUUGUUGAGGCGAAAAGCAUAAAACACAGGCGCUCUGCUCUGUUCACUUCUUGAAUGCUAGUGGCUUUGGCUUUGACUUUCUAGCUCUCGAGAUCUUCAAGCAUCGGGUAUAAUUGCUGCAGCUCCAGCUUCAGCUUCAGCUCCAGUUCCAACUCCUUGAAACAGAUAGGAAGUGUGUGUGUGUGUAGAUUUUAAUAUUCAUUUAGUUGUAAUUGCUGGAUAUACUCGCAAAGAGGGAGCAGCAGCUACGUCUGUCUGCUGUGGAUUAUCACAAAUGAAUAACUGCUCAGCUCUGCUCUGCUCUGCUCUGCUUUGAUUUUUUUGGGAAUUUCAAGAUGAUGGUGGCAAGCAAUGGAAAAGAAAACCCAAGGAAAACUCGCUUGACUGUGUAAUUAAAAGUGAAAUUAUCUUUGAAAUUAACGCAUAGACAAAGGCAAAAAGAAAACCACCAGCAAAAGACAAAGACAACGACAAAGGAGGAAUCCUCCAAAGAAAACCAGAAAAAUGCGCGAAAUGCUGAAAAUGGAAUUAAGAAUUAAAAUGAAAAUGAAAAUGAAAAUGAAGCCACUAUUGUAUGCGAGUGUCUGUGGGAAUCUGUGUAUGCUCAACCACGCCCACACAUUGUACGUAGUUACGUAUCUGUUCGUUUCGCUGGUUAGGAUUUCCGCUAUUGAAUAAUUGUGAUUGUACUUGCCACAGAUAAAAGUUAAAUGAGCAGGAAAAUUGUGCGCACUAUAAUCGAGUGUCUGCGUGUAGGGAUGGAAAGGAGGGAGGGUAGGCCCAUAACCUGUUGUUCAAGGCAUUUAUUAUGUGGGCCCCCAACAUUUGAAUUUAUUUUGAGUUUUGAGAAUAAGAAAAGAGAACUGCUGCCGGCAGCCGCAGACAAACCCAGAGACCCUGAUGGCACAUGGAAUACGUAUGUAACCCCACCCCUCUAUAACUUAUAGAUACGUGUAUUGUAUAGCUUAUUACCCAUCUCUUAGUGCGGCCAAAAUUGCAUUAACAAUUAGCAUUUACUCGUGUGUGAAAUGUUUAGGAUAUAGAUAAAUACUUGUAAGUAGCUAAGGACCGCAGUCAAACCGAAUUCAAUGUCAGAACUACUCAUCCAAUCAGCAAGCAAAAACAAAGCUAUAAAAACACUUUUCCAGUUGUAUCAUACUAUUAGCGAUAACAAGCGAUGAACGAUUAACUAUAUACGACAAUUAACUAUAAACGAUUAACGAUAAAUACAGGAUAAAUGCAGGUAUAUCGACCCACACACACACACACACACAUAUACAAAACAGAAACACAAAAUGCUACAGAUUUCAUAAAUGUAAAACGUAGCAUAGAAUCUCGACUCACAACUCUUUCUCUUAGAAACCCGACAGAACAUACAGUGCUAUAUAUAUAUAUAUAUGUAUGUAGCUAUAACUAAUACCACUGUUCCAUUGGCAGCACAUACACACAUUCUCGUAUCCCCCUUAAAAGUAUCCUAAAUGUUCGUAUGAUAUCCGUUCUCUUAUGCGAAAUUUGCACAGCGAAUUUGUGUCCGAGGUCUAGUGGAAGUGAUUGAAUAAUGCGCUUGCACUCAAUAUUCAAUUAUGAAAUGGGAUAGUACGAGUAUCUUGUAAAAUUAUCUUUAUCUCUUAGAAUUCUUAACGCUCCCCGGUGCGCCCCGAAUCUUGUAUGUCUUCCCCGCACAUGCUUCUGAAGGAGAGUGACUCUGACGUUUGUGUUUUGCGUUUUUGUCAUUGAUUUAGAUUUAUGGUACACUUAGUUUAGGACUUUACAUUUGACGAAAUAAGACUUAUUGUAGAUAAUUAUUUUGUUGAAAACAUUUAACGAAAAUCACAAGUGGUUCGAUGUGUACGUUUUUGCCAAAGAGAUAUAUUUGUUAAACAAAGAAUAAUAAAAAAAUAUAAAAAAACAUUGUGCUGCUUCGCUCUUUCUAUAUGUAUUUAAAUAGAUAAAUGUUCAAUUGAUGUACGACUAUGAUUACACCUAAGAUAACACCCAUCCAUGUAUCAUUUGAGAGUAAAAUUCGAACAGAAGACACACAAGACUUGAAUGCUUACCACAAACUAGAUUAAACAUGAGAGAGAUGACACAUUAAUGUUGAUGUUAAUGUUAAUUGAAACUUAAACUUAAAUGGAAUGCGAAUGCGAAUGCGAAUGUUUAUUGAAUUGUACUUAGUCUGUAUGUAUGUGUGUAUGCAUGUCCAAUUUCUGAGAUUAAAUAUAGAGAAAGGCUAAAGCAUUGUACAGUAGCCAACAAGGGAAAACAAUAAUUAAAUAAAGCAUAAGAUCUAUAAGGAUAAAUGAAACCAAACACACAAACAAGAAUGCAUAGUUUAUAGACGCAAUCGCCAUCUCUGAUAAAUUGUAUAAAAAGCGGAAAAACGAAAGAAAAACUCUCGUGAGAGACAAAUAUACCGACAAAUGUGGAAUGUAAUGCAUAUGAAACCUAUUGCAUUUUUAAAACGAGAUCUGUUAAUAAAUGAAUAA